This is a messenger RNA of Phytophthora sojae, 924 nucleotides long. RefSeq lists its product as hypothetical. Lineage: Eukaryota; Oomycota; Peronosporomycetes; Peronosporales; Peronosporaceae. Bases 1 to 924 code for a protein of 307 amino acids. The record is from RefSeq and is a predicted model, not a curated record. The transcript is spliced from 4 exons.
AUGAGCGUCGGGGCGGCGCUGCGCCGCGCGAGCGAGGGCUUCCGAGACACCGUGCUGGACCUGUACGCGGCCUCCAAGGUCUUCUGCAUCCAGCUCAUCACGUUCGAGGGGCUGUUUGUAGUGCUCUUUUCGAUCGUCACCACUUCACUGUAUUAUUUCCUGGGCAAGAGCAGCUCGGGCCCGAGCUUCGGCGCCAACAUCUCGUGGACCAUCGUCUCCUUCGCCGUGGUGUCGCCGAUGAUCAUGCAGAUCAGACAGGCCUUCACGCGGCGAGAGCAGGCGCUGGACAUUAUUGCCGAGGGGAAGAAAUUGCCCCAGGAUCACGUGCAGAAGACCAAGACGCUGCUUGAAUCGUUGCUGCACGAUACGAUGUCGCUGCUGAUCAUGCCUACACUGACGCGGGGGCGGCAUCGAUUCACCACGCAUGGACGCAAGCUGGCAUUGCAGUAUGUGACACCUGUGAAGUAUUUGCAGUUGCAGAUUAUCAACACGAUUCGCCAGCUACACGACCAAGUGGAGGUCAUGAAAGCCUGCGGGAUGCCUGCCAACGAAGCCUCGCGAAUCAACCAAUACCACUGGCUGCUUCAGGCACGCAUCGAAAAGCUCCAGAACAUCAAGUGUUACCGCACGCCUCAAGCUACGCGCUCCUUCACUCGGCUUUUCAUCUUGGUACUUCCCGUAUUUUACGGCCCCUACUACUAUCUGGCGACGAACUUCGUCUUCUGCUUGCUGCUCAGCGUAUCAACGAGUUUGUUGAUGACCGGCAUCUUCAACGUGGAGAGAGCGAUGGAGGAUCCGUUUGCUGGUGACGGCAUGGAUGGCGUUCAUGUUCACGAAGUGUUCCAACUGACGCAUCAAAUGCUAGACGAGUGCUACAACGAGAAAACUCAACUGGAGCAACCGACUCAGCGUGGAAUGAAGUAG